AUGCAGCUGAGUUCUGGAAACCCCCAUGGAAAUUCAAAUGAAACAAUGUCAAACAAUCAGGUUGAAGAUCUGGAUACCGAUGAAAACCCAGAUUCUUUCCUAGAUGGGUCUGUCAUGGAGAAGAUCCUCCAGAGGCGAAGCUUGCGCAUGCGAAAUAUGCAGAGAGCUUGGUUGGUAAGGAAAUAUUCGCCGUUGCUCCUCGGCGUUGGAUGUACAGAGAAAACAGAUUGGCCACGCUCUAACUAUAUGGGUGAAAUGGCCAUAUCACAGUCUUUAUCCGAAUACAAUAGUUCUUCAAUAUCCAUGCCUUGUUUUCCUACAACUUUGAGAUCACAUAGUCUCCCUUCUGGUUUGAAUGAAGUUUCAGCCGGACCUGUUGCUUCUUGUGACCAGAAUGACUUGAUGUGGGUACAGCCUGGAGAUAUAAAUGGUUUGAAGGGGCAGCUGCUUCCCAGCGAGGUUGGGUCUGCUCUGCGUAAUGAUCAAAUGGGAUUACCGGUUUUGCGUAAAAAGAAAAGGCUUAUGUUUGAUGAUAAGGGCUGA
Messenger RNA from Ilex paraguariensis (yerba mate), 543 nucleotides. Lineage: Eukaryota; Viridiplantae; Streptophyta; Magnoliopsida; Aquifoliales; Aquifoliaceae. The record is from the annotation of a GenBank genome assembly.